Paramuricea clavata is the source of this 333-nucleotide messenger RNA. Lineage: Eukaryota; Metazoa; Cnidaria; Anthozoa; Malacalcyonacea; Plexauridae. The record is from the annotation of a GenBank genome assembly.
AUGUCUAUCGAGGAUGAUGAUCAUCUCAAACAGGAAGAAAGUAUUUCGACUGGCGUAUGGCUUACUGUAGUAAAAAUUGUCGUGAUGUUGAUGGAAACGAAUUCAAUUGACUGUGGACAAGUUGAAUGGCAUCAGUGUGGUAGAGUUGGUGAAGAAGACUUAGUAAUUGAUAUUGUUGACGAUGACCGGAUCUUCGUGUUGGCAGGAUUAACUUGGGCAAUAAGAGACACAGCUGGAGAAAUGUUCUUGUCGAUAUCAAUAUUGUCCAACCAGGUCUGGUUUGAUGGUCGUGAUGAUGAUCUCUGUAUCGGUGGUUAUGAUCUUCAUGGAUGA